Scylla paramamosain (green mud crab) is the source of this 5173-nucleotide messenger RNA. RefSeq names its product eukaryotic translation initiation factor 5B-like. Bases 1642 to 3894 code for a protein of 750 amino acids. Gene Ontology annotation, cellular component: membrane. The record is from RefSeq and is a predicted model, not a curated record. NCBI's taxonomy places the organism in Eukaryota, Metazoa, Arthropoda, Malacostraca, Decapoda, Portunidae. The transcript has 5 exons.
UCUCUCUCUUGGAAGCUUCAGUCAGCGUUCCAAGACGGUGAAGGUAGGAGGGUGGUGCGCAAACUCCCUCCGUGCCUCUCCCUCCCUCACUACCUCGCCCCUCGCCCCUCGAUCCUCACCCCUCCGUCACGCGUCCCUCCCUCGCCGCCUCGCCAUCACCUGUUGAGCGCAAGUAAACAAAACAGAACUUGUACACGUGGAUCUGUGACGAGAAGUACGGACGUUUCAACACUAAUAUUAAUAACUUGUGUGUAUUUUUUUCAUGUGAAAGUGAUUAAUAUUCCAAUACUUUAUAUAUUAACUGCGAUAUAUUUUUAUGUGGAUCUGUGAAGUGUGAGUAUUCCAGUGCUAUAGAAUGGCAGUUUUUCCUGCAUAUAUAUACGAGAGAUGAAAAAUUGUUGGUAUUAGAACGGUGUAGUGCGCCUAACUCCCAGUAUGCUUCGAUAAAGGAUGCAAGAAAGAAAACAAGAGUGUAAAGUACGAGAAUGUACGAAGGUGAUUAUACUGAAGAAGAAAAAAAAUUAUAAAGAAUUUCUGUUACCUUAAAAAUAUGGAAUAAAUCUCGUGUACCUCGAUAAGCGAUACAAGAAUACAUCACUGCAGUUACGAAUAUAAUAGUGUGUUUACUGUACACGGAACACGAGAGAACACAAAGGAGGGACAAGUAACUGCUGAUGUGUUGGCCCUUAUGAAGUUGUUCGUGUUGAGCUACGUAAUGGUGACUGAAAAGGGAAAUUUAGUAUAUGUGAAGUAAAAUAAAUAAAGAAAAGGAAAGUAAAGAAAAUUGUUAUAUGAUUAGUGUAUAACAGUUAUAUUUCUUUUUCCUUGAUUACUUUACAACGAAAAGAAGGAAAGAAAAUUAAAAUGAAACACACACAAACACAAAAUAAUUACACUCAAGUAGAACGUAAAAUCUAACAACCACCACAGAAAAAAAAAAUCAUAAAAAGUUAAUGUGAUGUGAAGUGGGAAAAGAACUGAAGAAUAAGUAAAUAAAUAAACACACGCACGCACACACCAGGUUGUUAAAUUCCUGACGACAAUCUAAACGGAUGUAAAAUAAAAAAAAAAAAAAUGACAGAACGAGAGUGAAGACUGUAAUGAGAAUAGUGAAACGAAAAGGAAACAGAUAGAUCUAAACGAAUGUAAAUCUAAGAAAAAAAUAAACAGACAAGAGAAAACAUUGUGAUGAGAAUGGUGGAAGAACAAAACGAUGAAUAGAUCUAAAUAAAUGUAAAACUAGCAAAAAAAAAAAAAAAUAGAGAACGAAAAUGAUGAAAGAAAAAAAAUAAACAGAUCUAAAUAAACGCAAAACUAACAAAAAACUAAAAACAUCACGACAUAAAACACUGCGAUGAUAAUGCUAAAAAGAAAGAGAUUAACAGAUAAAAGUAAGAUUAGAUAAAAAAAAAAAAAACACCACUUUGUCAAAUUCCACACGGUACUAAAUGGGUGUUUAUGUUAAUGAAUGUGCGUGUGUGCGUGUCCAUGUGUACAUCUAAGUGCGUGUACGUCUGUGUGUGUACGUGUGUGUAUCUGGGCCUUGAGGCAGACAUGGUAACAGUUGUGCCGCGUUGCUCCAGUCUCACGUAGAAGUAUUCGAAGGUCGCAGGGAAAGAAAAAAGCAGAAAACAGAUCGCAAUGCAGCAACACAACCAAGUCUUCGUGAUCCAGGUGUCGAGUGGGGCCGCUGCCAGCAAGCCGCCCCUCGCCCUUCCCCCAGCCGGCCCGGACCCAGCAGUCCUACCCUCCGAGGUCAAAUACUCCGCCUCGCUGGUCAGAGGACUCGGCCUGGCUCACCUCUUCCUGGGCUCUGUAAUAUUCCUACUUGGCGUGCUGGGCACGUGGAUAGAGCCGGAGACAUGCUGGGCAGGGGCGGGCGUGUGGACGGGGCUGUCGGCGCUGCUGUGUGGCCUCUCAGGUGUGGUGGCGCAUUGCUUCUGGUACAAGAACUUCAGCAUCAAGGCCUUCCUGGUGACGUCCGUGGUGUGCGUGGUGCUGAGCGUGCUGGCCAUCGUGCUGAGCAUCUACGCCAUUGUGAACAGACACAAGCACUUCCAGACCCUGCUUGACCAGAUGGACGAGCAUUCGUGGUUCCAGCCGUAUGAUCUGAACCAGGAGCAUCGUCUCACCCUUAACAUCAGCGCUAACUUGCUGGUGGGCUUCUUCCUGGAGCUGGGUCUGGCGCUGUGGUCCUCGCGCGUGGGCUGGCGCGGCGUGCAGUCCCCAGAGUUCAGCGCCUCCAACACCAAGCGAGACGUAGACGCAGUGGACCAGCGCAGCGUGACGCCCCUCCCGUCCCGCCCCGGCCAGCAGGUGCCCCUCGCCGCGCUCUAUCAGCUGCUGCAGGCUCACCCAGAAAUGUUGGGGAACAAAAGUGUGGAAGCUGGCCUGGUGCCCCCCUGGAUGUCCAGUAGCCUUGGGGACCAUCCAACUCACCACUCUAUGGACUACCAGGAGCGAGUGAACAGAUUCCUCUCCCACGCCAUUGAGGACCAAAAUCCUUGUCUGAGUAGACCACUGUCAGCUCUCCUUAGUGAAACCAGAGACAGCGCCUCAACUUCAACCUCAAGCGGUGGGAGAUGCAGCCCAGCAGACACCCUCCCUAUGCCCCCUCCUGAUCAGCCACCUGGAGGAGGACAGAGGAAGGAGACCAUGGAAAGAGAGAUGCAGGAAAGAUAUGCUUCCAGUGAAAGAAAGAUAAAACAAACACAUGUUGACAAACUGCCUAAUGGACACUCUAGUAAUGAGAGGAAGGUAAAGGAGACUCAUGUUGACACACUGUCAAAUGCAGACACCAGCAGUGAGAGGAAGAUGAAGCAAACUUAUGUUGACAGACUUCCAAAUGGACCUCCCAGCAGUAAGAGGAAGGUAAAAGAGACACAUGCUGACACACUUUCAGCUGGAGACACUGGCAGUAUGAGGAAGAUAAAGGAAACACAUGUAGACAAACUGCCCAAUGGACACACAAGUAGCUACAAGAAGGAGAAAGUAACACAUGUUGACACACUGUCAAACAGAGAGAGUAGCAGUGAGAGGAAGGUAAAAGUAACACAUGUUGAUACGCUGUCAAAUGGAGACACUGGAAGCAUGAAAAAGUUGAAAGAGACACAUGUUGACACAUUGUCAAUUGGAGACACUGGCAGCACUAAGAAAGUGAAAGAAAUGCACGUUGACACAUUCAGGAGCAGGAGAGGUUCAGAACACAAGCCCAAGGCACCUGUCCCAGUAGUAAAGAGGAGUGAAAGUUUAAGAUCAAAUGAGAUAUCAAAUAAAGGUUCAGUUAAAGAUGAGCCUACAAAUAAUGUUGAAGUUACUGUUGAGAAAAGUCGUAAGGAGAAAAAGAGCGAAGUGGAAAGUGAAACCUCUCCUGUUGCUACAGAAGCAGUUGGUGAAAAAAGUUGCAAGGAGGAAAAGAAGGGAAUACAGAGUGAAACCUCUCCCACAGCCAUUAAGGAAGUUGCUACUGAAAAAAGUCACAAGGGGGAAAAGAGUGAAGUGCAAAAUGAUAUUUCUCCCAUGGUUGUUAAAGUGGAAAACACUAGCAAGGAAGAUAUGACAAAACCGGUUACUGAGGCAACUGAUCGUAAUGUUCCUAGUAAGAAACCAGACAAAGCUGAAAAACCCAAGAAGAAAAAGACUAAGAAAGUUUCUGAGUCCAGUAGUCAAGAAACAAAACCAAAAUCAAACACUGAGGAAGUGAACUGCCACACUGCAGAAAACACAGACACACACAAAAAAGAGAAAGAGGAAAGAAAGGUAAGAAAAGAAAAAAAGGAAAAGAGAAAAAAAGAAAAAAGUAAUGAUGAGAAACUAAAAAAUGAAGGCAAGUCUGAUGACUUCUUAUCUCUAACCUCUAGCAUACAGCCUCCUAGUGGGUUUGAAGAUACCUAGAGCUGUAUACGAGUUGUGAAGAGCCAGUUUAACACUAAAAUCUACAUCCUCCUCCAUUGCAUACUACCCUGUUAUUCCAAAUCCAGUGCUCAUUUUUAACAAAACUCAUUGCCUGGUCAGCUGAAGAGUCAGUGGAAUGGCCCACAACAAUGUGCAUAUAUGUAUAGAAGAUAUAGGGUCUGAGGUUUGGCCCUCCCUUCACAACCCUUGAUACGGGUCUUAGCAUCUCUUCUGCUCACACUAUCCCUCCACAAUGUAUAUAUUCUCACACUAUCCUUCAGUAAUGUAAAUAUUGUUUUUCUAUAUAUACCUACAUGUUCUACAAAAUUUCAGACUGUGUAAUGCCAUGAUUUCUUAACAUAAGACUGAAAUUGCAUGCUAUUAGCAACUAUAUAAAACUGGUCCCACUUCCAUGGGUCACUUGUCAAAAAUUAUAUAAAAACCUACCUUAGAAUAAAUAAGAUGUUCUACAAAAUGUAGUUAUGACACAGGAUGAGUUUUGAAAAAAAACAUAUCCACAUAGAAACCAUAGCUUGUGAUAUCAUCCACAUUAUUAUGUACCCCAUAAUGUACUAGUUUUCAAAUAUUCAGUAGACACUACAGUAUUUCUUGCUUUUCAUAUAUGUGCUAUUAUUACCCUUGUAACCAUGCUGGUUAUGAGGGAGGAUUCAGAAAUCAAAGAUGAAGGACAAAGAGUAUAGGAUGACAUAGUCACUGAUGUGUUCUUCCUUCAUCACAUUUACUACUCCUCAUAUAUAAAAGCAUUUAACUUUAUCAAGAUUUUAUGUAUCUUUAAAGUAAGAUGUAUAUUCUCUCUGUGCAUGUUACAGCUAUAUUACUUUCCCUAUUUAUCUGGGAUUUUUAUGCAUUGUAAAUGUGUGUAUAUACCAUGUUCGUGUAAGUUUAUCACAAAAGAAAAACGACAGUAUUGGAAACAUAUGUAUGAAUAUUGUUAGUUUACAGUUACAGUAUACUAUUGGAUCAAAGUGUAACAUCAUAUACAGUUGGUGGAACUCCUGAUUUGUUUUUGAGUAUUAAAUGACAGGACAGGCCAUAACAAUUUUGGCUCAGUACUGUAAAAAUACAAUUGGGUAAGAAUAUAUGUACCAACACACUUUCUAUGUGUCAGUUUCCAUCACACAAAGCCUCAAUCAGUUAUUGUCUUUUAAUGUCCAGUAUUUUUCUGGCAGAUGCCUGUGUCCAGACAGACUGGUUGGACAUUGAUGUAAGCCAGGAAUUAGGCAUCUGUAUAAUCGUUAUAAAAUCUUGAGUUUAAAUA